AUAGCUGCAGAGGCUGCCGUUCGUCGCUUUGCACUUUGCAGAAGCAGCCGUCGCGCUGACCCAUCGCUCGAAAUUUCAAAUUUUCCUAGAAAAAAGAGGCAAACUUCUUGACGUUUUGAAGCAUGUCUAUAAUAAAUUUCAAGGAUGGUUGUUUAAAUUAUGUCAGCCAAGGAGCAGAGAAGAUACCAAUCACCCUACAGAGGAUGUACGGACAAAAGGCUUUUAGUCUUGACAUCAGUUACAAUUCUCUCAGAAGUCUCACUGGCUUGUCAGAAUUUCUCAAUCUUGAAGUUCUUGUCCUCGAUAACAAUCAGCUCGGGGACGAUAUCGAGUUUCCACCUUUACCUACACUCCACACUUUAUCCAUUAACAAUAAUCAGUUGACAGAUUUACAAAGUUUCCUUGUAAAAGUUAAAGAAAAUCUGACAACUUUGAGGCAUUUAAGUUUACUCGGAAAUCCCGCAUGCCCAAGCCCAGUUUCACACAAUGAUAAGGAUGAUGAUGAUUACCAGCGAUACCGGCAUUACACUCUUUACCAUAUGCCAAAUCUUAGUUUCUUAGAUUCCAGAUUAGUAAACAAAGAUGAAAGAUCUGAAGGGAUCAUUAGAGGUAGAUAUAUGAACAUUGCACAUCCACAGCCUGAUCAAGGAAUGGUUUCACCACAGUUAAAACGAAAAUACACGCCUUUACCAAAAUCCACUCUAACGUCAAAAGGAACAUAUGGGAAAUGGACGAAAAAAUACAGCGGAAAAAAUUCUGAAGGUAACAAAUUUAUAAAGAACAAUCAGUUGUAAAAUCUUUACAUUUACACAAAUAAGUCAACAUGAUCUCAGACUUUAAUUGAAAGUACAAUUAUAUUGUAAUUUUUUGUACAUAAUAUUAAUACAUAUGAUUUUGCACAAUGUGAGAAAAUAAAACAAAUUAAAC
Cimex lectularius (bed bug) is the source of this 927-nucleotide messenger RNA. RefSeq names its product leucine-rich melanocyte differentiation-associated protein-like. The record is from RefSeq and is a predicted model, not a curated record. The coding region runs from base 123 to 794 and encodes 223 amino acids. The transcript has 6 exons. NCBI's taxonomy places the organism in Eukaryota, Metazoa, Arthropoda, Insecta, Hemiptera, Cimicidae. Gene Ontology annotation, biological process: melanocyte differentiation.